Sapajus apella (tufted capuchin) is the source of this 937-nucleotide messenger RNA. RefSeq names its product host cell factor C1 regulator 1 (gene HCFC1R1). Lineage: Eukaryota; Metazoa; Chordata; Mammalia; Primates; Cebidae. Bases 340 to 699 code for a protein of 119 amino acids. The transcript has 3 exons. The record is from RefSeq and is a predicted model, not a curated record.
CACGAAGCCGUACGUGCCUACAGCGGUUCCUCCUCGCGGCGCUCUGCCGCGUUCGGCGCGAAGGUGGCUGCUGCGUACUGUACUGAACCCAGGAGCCGAGGUGAGCGCCACGAAAAACUCCGACACUAAGAAGUGGCGCCCACCGCCGUUCCGCUAAGCCAGAUCCCUUCCCCCACCCCGGGGAACAGGCCCGCCUUCCGCCACACGCCACCCGUCUGCCGCGCCCGCGCAGAACCUCGCCGCUGCGCACGCCUAAAGCCACACCCCUUCGCGUUGGGCCACGCCCUCAGAGACUCCGCCUCCGUCGCCCAGAUCCCACCCGCAGGACCCCAAAACCCAAUGAUUCUGCAGCAGCCCUUGGAGCGAGGCCCCCAGGGUGGGGCCCAGCGCCUCUCGCGGGCCGCCUUGGGGGUGACUCGUGGCCUGGACGCCAGGGAGCCUCUGCGCAAGCAGUUUCUGUCUGAGGAGAACAUGGCCACCCAUUUCUCUCAACUCAGCCUGCACAAUGACCACCCCUACUGCAGCCCCCCUAUGGCCUUCCCCCCGGCCCUGCCCCCACUCAGGAGCUCUUGCUCUGAGCUGCUUCUCUGGCGAUACCCUGGCAGCCUCAUCCCUGAAGCCCUCCGCCUGCUGAGGCUGGGGGACACCCCCAGUCCCUCCUACCCUGCGACCCCAGCUGGGGACAUAAUGGAGCUCUGAGUGCUAGUGGACAGCGCCCCUCCCACCUUCCUUCUUCCCCACAACAGAAGAGACCAGCGACUCCCGCAAAGGGACAAGGAGCCUCCCUCUCCUCCAGACCAGGCAUCUGGGCACCAAGACCUUCCCUCAACAGAGGACACUGAGCCCAAUGAAACUCUGGGAUGAGAGGGGUGGGAGCAUGGGAAGGGAGGCAUCCCACCCCCAAGAAGAACUGAAUAAAGAUUGCUGAGCAAAGAAA